ACCUUGGGCAGAGCCAGAGCGGCGGGAGCCCGAUCCCGGGCGCACUGCCCAGGAAGAGCGCGCCGUCCGGGCCGAGCACGGCCUCGGCCAUUCCAGCCUGCGUCGGCCCUUGCGUUCGGUGCGCAACCCGGGAGGAGGGCCAGUGCGGACCGGGCGAGGGUCCCAGGCUCCUAAACUGUCCCAGAGCUGCCGGGCUGCCCGCCGUCGCUGCCGCCCCACUGGGGCCCAGCCCGACCCGCCACCUGCGUCCCGGCUGCACCAUGGAUCCUUCGGAGAAGAAGAUAUCGGUGUGGAUCUGCCAGGAAGAGAAGCUGGUGUCUGGUCUCUCCCGCCGCACCACCUGCUCGGACGUGGUUCGGGUGCUGUUGGAGGACGGCUGCCGGCGGCGACGGAGGCAGCGGCGGGGCCGGCGGCGGGGAACGGCCGGCGACUCUCCAGGCCGGGAGGAGCUUCGGGAACUCCUGGACGAAGACGAGGAGGACGACGACGAGGCGCUGCCGCAGGGCAUGCUGUGCGGGCCCCCGCAGUGCUAUUGCAUCGUGGAAAAGUGGCGGGGCUUUGAGCGCAUCCUGCCUAACAAGACGCGCAUCUUGCGCCUCUGGGCCGCCUGGGGCGACGAGCAGGAGAAUGUGCGCUUCGUGCUGGUGCGCAGCGAGGCGUCACUACCCAACGCGGGCCCCCGCAGCGCCGAGGCGCGAGUUGUGCUCAGUCGCGAGCGCCCCUGCUCGGUUCGGGGCAUCCCCGCGCGGCCCAGCCUGGCCAUGACCCAGGAGAAGCAGAGGCGGGUCGUGCGCAAGGCCUUCCGCAAGCUGGCCAAGCUCAACCGGCGGCGCCAGCAGCAGCCGUCGUCGCCCUGUUCGUCUACGUCGUCUUCCACCGCCUCGUCCUGCUCGUCGCCGCCGCGGGCCACCGAGAGCGCAUCCGUGGAGCGCAUGGAGACUCUGGUGCAUCUGGUGCUCUCCCAGGACCACACCAUUCGUCAGCAGGUGCAGCGGCUCCGGGAGCUGGAUCGCGAGAUCGAUCGCUACGAGGCCAAGGUGCACCUGGACCGCAUGAGGCGACACGGAGUCAACUACGUGCAGGACACCUACUUGGUGGGCGCAGGCAUCGAGGUCGACGGGCCCAGCCCGGUAGAGGAGCCCGAGGCGGCGGUGGCGGCGGCGGCGCCCCUGGACGGCGAGGCGCAGGCGGCCGCGCUGGAGGAGCUGGCCCGGCGGUGCGACGACCUGCUGCGGCUGCAGGAGCAGCGGGCCCAGCAGGAGGAGUUGCUGGAGCGCCUCUCAGCCGAGAUUCAGGAGGAGCUGAACCAGAGGUGGAUGCGGAGGCGCCAGGAGGAGCUCACCGCGCGGGAGGAGCCCCUGGAGCCUGAUGGUGGCCUCGACGGCGAGCUGCUGCUGGAGCAGGAGAGGGUCAGGACGCAGCUCAGCACCAGCCUCUACAUCGGGCUCCGGCUCAACACGGACCUGGAGGCCGUUAAGUCGGACUUGGAUUACAGCCAGCAGCAGUGGGACAGCAAGGAGCGCGAGCUGCAGGGCCUCCUCCAGACUUUGCACACGUUGGAGUUGACGGUGGUCCCCGAUGGGACUGUCGGCUCUGGCGGACCCUCCCGGGAACCGCGGCCUCAGGGCUGCGCGGAGAUGUGGGUGGACCAGGCCCGCGGACUGGCCAAGAGCUGUCCUGGCAACGACGAGGACUCGGAUACCGGGCUGAGCUCCAUGCACAGCCAGGACUCGGACUCGGUGCCCGUGUGCGAAUCUCUUGUGUAAGAGGUGUAGACCACGCUUCUCCCUUCCUCGAAGAAAGCAGUGGCCUUGGCCGGCUCAGGGACUCGAAACCAGGCAGGGGGUGGGCGGGGGAGC
Messenger RNA from Prionailurus viverrinus (fishing cat), 1859 nucleotides. It is a transcript of the gene RASSF10, whose product is annotated as Ras association domain family member 10. The record is from RefSeq and is a predicted model, not a curated record. The coding region runs from base 261 to 1766 and encodes 501 amino acids. The transcript has a single exon. NCBI's taxonomy places the organism in Eukaryota, Metazoa, Chordata, Mammalia, Carnivora, Felidae. Gene Ontology annotation, biological process: signal transduction.